AUGCUUUCUCUGACUGCAGUCUUGGUAGCGGUUGUCUGCGUUUUGAUUGUGUGGAUCUUUAAACCUGCUGACAGAAGCCUCCAGAAGGAGAGGGAGCCUGAAGCCCGGCCCUGGGUGGAUGAAGACUUAAAAGACAGCACUGACCACCACCAGGUCCAAGAAGAUGUAGAUGAAUGGCCAGAAUCAGAGGAAGACGUUGAACACAUCCCAUUCUCCCAUACCCGGUAUCCUGAGAAGGAAAUGGCUAAGAGGUCACAGGAAUUUUAUGAGCUUCUCAAUAAGAGACGGUCGGUCAGGUUCAUAAGUAACGAGCAAGUCCCAAUGGAAGUCAUUAAUAAUGUCAUCAAAGCAGCAGGAACAGCCCCAAGCGGGGCCCACACGGAACCCUGGACCUUUGUGGUGGUGAAGGACCCAGACACGAAGCAUAAGAUCCGGGAGAUCAUCGAAAAGGAAGAGGAAAUAAACUACAUGAAGAGGAUGGGACACCGAUGGGUCACGGACUUGAAGAAACUGAGAACCAACUGGGUUAAAGAAUACCUGGACACUGCCCCUGUUUUGAUUCUCAUUUUCAAACAAGUACAUGGGUUUACUGCAAGUGGCAAGAAAAAGGUCCACUACUACAAUGAGAUCAGUGUCUCCAUCGCGUGCGGCAUCCUGCUGGCUGCGCUGCAGAAUGCAGGGCUGGUGACAGUCACUACCACUCCUCUCAACUGUGGCCCUCCUCUGAGGAUGCUCCUGGGCCGCCCCCCACAUGAGAAGCUGCUGAUGCUGCUCCCUGUGGGUUAUCCCAGCAAAGAGGCCACGGUGCCUGAUCUCAAACGGAAAGCGCUGGACCAGAUCAUGGUGACAGUGUAG
Molecule: messenger RNA, 855 nt
Organism: Marmota flaviventris (yellow-bellied marmot)
Lineage: Eukaryota; Metazoa; Chordata; Mammalia; Rodentia; Sciuridae
Gene: Iyd
Product: iodotyrosine deiodinase
Biological process (GO): thyroid hormone metabolic process
Cellular component (GO): plasma membrane
Molecular function (GO): oxidoreductase activity
Source: RefSeq, a predicted model, not a curated record